Molecule: messenger RNA, 1666 nt
Organism: Sus scrofa (pig)
Lineage: Eukaryota; Metazoa; Chordata; Mammalia; Artiodactyla; Suidae
Gene: TNF
Product: tumor necrosis factor
Biological process (GO): positive regulation of canonical NF-kappaB signal transduction; tumor necrosis factor-mediated signaling pathway; extrinsic apoptotic signaling pathway via death domain receptors
Cellular component (GO): cell surface; membrane
Molecular function (GO): cytokine activity; tumor necrosis factor receptor binding
Source: RefSeq, marked provisional
CCCAGAGUGAGGACACCAGGGGACCAGCCAGGAGAGAGACAAGCCACUCCAGGACCCCCUAGAAAUAACCUCUCAGAAGACACACCCCCGAACAGGCAGCCGGACGACUCUCUCCCUCUCACACGCUGCCCCGGGGCGCCACCAUCUCCCAGCUGGACCUGAGCCCCUCUGAAAAAGACACCAUGAGCACUGAGAGCAUGAUCCGAGACGUGGAGCUGGCGGAGGAGGCGCUCGCCAAGAAGGCCGGGGGCCCCCAGGGCUCCAGGAGGUGCCUGUGCCUCAGCCUCUUCUCCUUCCUCCUGGUCGCAGGAGCCACCACGCUCUUCUGCCUACUGCACUUCGAGGUUAUCGGCCCCCAGAAGGAAGAGUUUCCAGCUGGCCCCUUGAGCAUCAACCCUCUGGCCCAAGGACUCAGAUCAUCGUCUCAAACCUCAGAUAAGCCCGUCGCCCACGUUGUAGCCAAUGUCAAAGCCGAGGGACAGCUCCAAUGGCAGAGUGGGUAUGCCAAUGCCCUCCUGGCCAACGGCGUGAAGCUGAAAGACAACCAGCUGGUGGUGCCGACAGAUGGGCUGUACCUCAUCUACUCCCAGGUCCUCUUCAGGGGCCAAGGCUGCCCUUCCACCAACGUUUUCCUCACUCACACCAUCAGCCGCAUCGCCGUCUCCUACCAGACCAAGGUCAACCUCCUCUCUGCCAUCAAGAGCCCUUGCCAGAGGGAGACCCCCGAGGGGGCUGAGGCCAAGCCCUGGUACGAACCCAUCUACCUGGGAGGGGUCUUCCAGCUGGAGAAGGAUGAUCGACUCAGUGCCGAGAUCAACCUGCCCGACUAUCUGGACUUUGCUGAAUCUGGGCAGGUCUAUUUUGGGAUCAUUGCCCUGUGAGGGGGCAGGACAUCCGUUCCCUCCCCUGUCCAUCCCUUUAUUAUUUUACUCCUUCAGACCCCCUCACGUCCUUCUGGUUUAGAAAGAGAAUGAGGGGCUGGGGACUGGGCUCCAAGCUUAAAACUUUAAACAACAACAGCAACACUUAGAAAUCAGGGAUUCAGGGAUGUGUGGCCUGGACAACCAGGCACUGACCACCACCAAGAAUUGGAACUGGGGCUUCCAGACUCGCUGGGGUCCUUGGGUUUGGAUUCCUGGAUGCAACCUGGGACAUCUGGAAUGUGGCUGCCAGGGAAGCUUGGGUUCCAAUCGGAAUACUUCAGAACAUUCCUUGAGAAGAUUUCACCUCAAUCUUGAUGACUUUUUAGGCUUCCCUUUCUUCCAAUUUUCCAGACUUCCCUGGGAUGGGGAGCCCAGCCCCAAACCCCACAGGGCCAGCUCCCUCUUAUUUAUAUUUGCACUUGGCAUUAUUAUUUAUUUAUUUAUUUAUUAUUUAUUUACUAGUGAAUGUAUUUAUUCAGGAGGGCGAGGUGUCCUGGGAGACCCAGCAUAAGGGCUGCCUUGGUUCAGAUGUGUUUUCUGUGAAAACGGAGCUGAACUGUAGGUUGCUCCCACCUGGCCUCCUAGCCUCUGUGCCUCCUUUUGCUUAUGUUUUUAAAAACAAAUAUUUAUCUGAUCGAGUUGUCUAAAUAAUGCUGAUUUGGUGACUAACUUGUCGCUACAUCGCUGAACCUCUGCUCCCCAGGGGAGUUGUGUCUGUAACCGCCCUACUGGUCAGUGGCGAG